Messenger RNA from Passer montanus (Eurasian tree sparrow), 1214 nucleotides. RefSeq names its product transforming growth factor-beta-induced protein ig-h3-like. The record is from RefSeq and is a predicted model, not a curated record. The coding region runs from base 269 to 562 and encodes 97 amino acids. Lineage: Eukaryota; Metazoa; Chordata; Aves; Passeriformes; Passeridae. The transcript has 5 exons.
AAUGCCCUAAUUAGGUCCCUUUGCCUGCUUUUCAGUUUUGGUUUAUUUUUUCAAUUGUUUCUUCACACUUCCAGGAAAUUAUGGUGUUUUCCAAGUAAUUACAUUCCAGCCUGUGAAAUAUGGGAAGCAAGUGCUGGUGCUGGUUUACAGAUGUAAAUGUUUUUUUCCCCCAGGUAAUGCCAAGGAGCUUGCCAACAUCCUCAAGUUCCACGUGGCUGACGAGAUCCUGGUGAGCGGCGCGGUCACUGCCCUGGUGAGGCUGAAAUCCAUGCAGGGGGACAAACUGGAAGUCAGCAUGAAGAACAACGUAAUACACAUCAACAAGGAGCCUGUUGCUGAAAGCGAUAUCAUGGCCACAAAUGGUGUCGUUUAUGCUGUGAAUUCUGUCUUACAGCCACAGGCUUCAAGGCCACAAGAAAGAGGUGAUGAGCCUGCAGAUCCCGCAUUAGAAAUCUUCAAACAGGCAUCUGCAUUAUCCAAGGUUUCUCAGAGGAAUCCUCGACUAGCCCCCGUGUACUCCCGGAUACUGGCGAGGAUGAAGGAGAACUCGGGGGGAUUCUGAGCCCAUCAUGAGCAGCCACAAGUCAGUGCCUCCAUCCCAUCCACUCCAGCUGACAGCUGAAGAGAAGGACAGAACCUUUUCAAAAACCAAAUGCCACCCUUAAAUUUAUUUUUCUUUGCAAUGAAACGGAUAGAAGAAAUGAAAAGCCAUAUAUAUGUAUAUAUUUUAAGACCAUUUUUAUUUGGUUUUGACUUCCCAGACCAAUGAAAUAUUUUGAGGUUUUUUUGUUUGUUUUGUUUAAUUUUUGUUUUGUUUCUUUUUUAAAUAAAAUUAUUCUCCAACUUUCAAUGUUUUGGGCUUGAUAGGUACAUCCAAGGGCCUUUUAUUUUUUAAACAAGCAUGUCCUUCCUUCUUCCCUUGGAUUUUAAAAGUCUUCCAUGAAAUUCUGAUCUGCAGGCUUUUGACAAAAUUCUCUCCAUUGACAUUGAGAAAAUUGCAGUUAUAAGCUAUGGUUUGAAGUAUUAAAUUUUUUUUUUUUUUACUGGGGUCUUUUUUUGUGCCUAUGGGUUAUAACUGUGCUGCAUUUUGUUUAUGAGAUUUGAAAUGAGAGUUCUCCCUGGCUGAAGCCUUCCAGUAAAUGAUUAAUUUUUAAUAAUGGUUGUUUUUUAAUAAAAAUUAAAAAUAAAAUCAAAAAUAUAAAUAUGAAAAGUGA